GAAGGUUUCUUCCUCCUUCCUGUGCUUCCAUUUACUUCACACCUUACGUCCGUACAGUCGCACCCUGUGUAGCCUACUGGAGUUUCCCCCGUAACCUGGAGCCCGGCUUUAGCAGGGUGGAGCGGGAGUCAAGCUUAUAUUCUAUGGUGAGAGAGGCUCGGCGGAGUGUGGCAUGGAGAACAACGUCACGCAAAUCUCUCGAGAGGACCUACAGGACCUGCGUGAGGCCUUCAACAAAAUCGACAUUGAUAACAGCGGCUUCGUCAGCGACUUCGAGCUGCAGGAGCUCUUUCGGGAAGCCAGCUUCUCUCUGCCAGGGUACAAGGUGCGGGAGAUAGCGGAGAAGUUCGUCGCCGGGGACACCAACAAAGACGAGAAGAUCAGCUUUGAGGAGUUUGUUGCGAUAUACCAGGAGCUGAGGAGCAAAGAAGUGAGGGAGACCUUCCGCAAGACCAUUUCCAGACGAGAUGGAAUCCACUCGUUCGGAGGAACAUCUGGAAUCUCGAGCGAGGGAACGCAGCACUCGUACGCCGAUGAAGAGAAAGUGGCCUUUGUAAACUGGAUCAAUAAGGCCUUGGCAAACGACCCCGACUGCAAACAUCUCAUCCCUAUGGACCCCACCACCGACAGCCUGUUCAAAUCCGUCAAGGAUGGAAUACUUCUAUGCAAAAUGAUCAACCUCUCCCAGCCAGACACGAUCGAUGAACGAGUCAUCAAUACAAAGAAGCGCACAACGUUCACCAUGACUGAGAACCUGAUCCUGGCCCUGAAUUCAGCCUCAGCCAUUGGUUGUACAGUGGUGAACAUCGACUCCCAGGACAUGAUAGCUGGGACCCCCCACUUGGUGCUGGGGCUCCUCUGGCAGAUCAUUAAGAUCGGCCUCUUUGCAGACAUCGAGAUUUCUCGCAAUGAAGCUCUUAUUGCUCUGCUGGGGGAGUCUGAGGAGCUGGACCACCUUCUCUCCAUGUCCCCCGAGGAGCUGCUGCUGCGCUGGGUUAACUAUCACCUCGAUGCUGCAGGAUGGCAACAAAUCAGAAACUUCAGUGAGGACAUCAAGGACUCCAGGGCCUACUUCCACCUGCUGGAUCAGAUCUCCCCGAAAGGAGACGGAGACGACGAGAUGCGGAUCUCUAUCGACAUGUCCGGCCUGAACGAGCGUGAUGACGAGAGGAGGGCGGAGCUAAUGCUGAGACAGGCAGCUCGUCUGGACUGCAGGCAGUUCGUCACCCCUCAGGACGUGGUGGCGGGAAACCACAAGCUCAACAUGGCUUUUGUAGCCAACUUGUUCAACAUGUUUCCCGCUCUGAGCAGACCAGCCAACAACGGCAUCGACCUCGCCAUGCUGGAGGGGGAAUCGCGAGAAGACCGGACCUUCAGGAACUGGAUGAAUUCGCUGGGGGUUAAUCCAUACGUCAAUCACCUGUACAGUGACCUGAUGGACGGUCUGAUCAUUCUUCAGCUGUACGAGCGAAUCCAGGUUUCUGUGGACUGGAGGAAAGUCAACCGUCCUCCAUAUUCCAUUCUGGGCUCCAACAUGAAAAAACUUGAGAACUGUAAUUAUGCUGUAGAGCUGGGCAAAAGGGAAGCAAAGUUUUCUCUGGUGGGGAUCGGAGGUGAAAAUAUCAACGAGGGCAGCGCCAUGCACACCCUGGCACUGGUUUGGCAGCUAAUGAGAAGGUACACAGUCAAAGUUCUGGCGGACAUCGGCCACGGAGAGAAAGUAAACGACCAGAUCAUCGUCGACUGGGUGAACAGCACUUUACAGAAAGGACAAAAAGACUCGUCUAUCAAAAACUUUAAGGACAAAUCGAUCAGCACCAGCCUGCCGGUGAUCGAUCUGAUCGAUACCAUAGCCCCCGGCGCCAUCAAGAGCGAGAUGGUGAAGAGAGGAGACAUGAGCCCUGAGGAUAAACUCAACAACGCAAAGUAUGCCAUCUCUGUGUCUCGUAAAAUCGGAGCCAAGGUGUACGCCCUGCCCGACGACCUCGUAGAGGUUAACCCAAAGAUGGUGAUGACUGUAUUUGCAUGUUUGAUGGGGAGGAGUCUGAACAAAGUGCAGGGCUAACCUUUGUGUCCUUUUUUCAUCUGUUUCCUCUCAUUACCUUUCUGUCAUUCGUCCGUGCCCCAUCUAUUUCCAUAACUGCCAUUCGCUCCUUCUUUCUGAGUCCUGGUUUAUGGAAUUUCUCACCCAGAAAUGCUAAGAAUAAAAUAUUACGAAAUGCUAA
Astyanax mexicanus (Mexican tetra) is the source of this 2225-nucleotide messenger RNA. It is a transcript of the gene pls1, whose product is annotated as plastin 1 (I isoform). The transcript is spliced from 16 exons. The record is from RefSeq and is a predicted model, not a curated record. Gene Ontology annotation, molecular function: calcium ion binding; actin filament binding. Gene Ontology annotation, cellular component: actin filament; actin filament bundle; cytoplasm. NCBI's taxonomy places the organism in Eukaryota, Metazoa, Chordata, Actinopteri, Characiformes, Acestrorhamphidae. Bases 173 to 2065 code for a protein of 630 amino acids. Gene Ontology annotation, biological process: actin filament network formation; actin filament bundle assembly.